This is a messenger RNA of Onychostruthus taczanowskii (white-rumped snowfinch), 1733 nucleotides long. RefSeq lists its product as uncharacterized. The transcript has 3 exons. The record is from RefSeq and is a predicted model, not a curated record. Bases 453 to 1412 code for a protein of 319 amino acids. NCBI's taxonomy places the organism in Eukaryota, Metazoa, Chordata, Aves, Passeriformes, Passeridae.
CCGGUAUUCCUGGCGGCAUUCCUCACGGCCGGCGUGCGGCGGACACGGCUCGCAUAUAACAACAAGAAGGUGCCUCCAGACUCUCCAAGUCUGUCCAGAACUUGAGCUGUGCCAAGGUGACUUUCUUCAAUUUGGGAAUUAUACAGAGCUCUCUCUCCACAUAUGGAGAGAGAUGGCAUGAUCUAGUAGCAUUAACAGCCUGAUUCAAUAAUUAACAAGAAAUUGCAAAAAGACAAGGGAAUUGCUGCAGAUAAGCACCAACAGCUUGGCAUGCUGUGGGAAAGGAACAGCUGUGUCAUUGCAUUCAAAGAGAGCCUGAGACACUCGAGUCCUCCUGGGGUAGGUGAGCGGCCUCUGGGGAUUUGUUGCUGUCGAUUUAUUUAACUUGGUGCUGGACCCCCCUGCACCUCAGGUACUGAUAUAUUCCAUAUAGCUGAGUCUUCCAGCAGCAAAUGAAAAACAUGUAUUUAUUCCUCCUUUCCAUUUUACCUUUGCUUUUGAAAGUCAUUGGCACCAAAGAUGUUAUAUUUGGUCAUAAUAAUUUCACAGAAUAUCAAGUGGGCAACAUGAACCUCAUUCUCUCUGUCCCACAUGGUGGGUCAAUGGAACCUAAAGACAUCCCUGAUAGAGAGGCUGCCUGUUGGGAUGCGAAGACAUCCUCUUGUAUUUUCUCUCAUGACUGUCCUCCUGGAAGUAUUCAAAAUGCUAUGAAAUGCAAAGUGUCUACCAACCAAGACAGGUAUACCAUAGAGGUGGCUCAGGCUCUUGCUGAAGAAAUCAACAAAAUUACUGAUGGCUUCUUCCCACAUAUCAUCAUAAACCACCUACAGAGGUUCAAGAUGGAUGCUAACAGGGAAAAGGAAGAAGCCUCCUUUGGAAUUCCCCUAGCAGAACAGGCCUGGGAGGACUAUAUGGGAUUUUUGACCACUGCAAAAUCACAAAUGUCAGGGGGCCUAAUUCUGGAUAUCCACGGACAAGCACAUCGUGAAAGGUGGAUAGAACUAGGUUACACACUUUCAAAAAAUACUCUUAACUCAGGUGUCUUUUCCGCAUCAAAUUCCUCAAUUAGCCAUCUGGCCAGUCAGCUGGUCAAUGUGUCUUCCGAGACUUUGGUUGCAGGGAACAGAAGUUUGGGUAAAUAUAUUGAAGGACAAAAUAAGAGUUAUGUUUGUGUGCCUUCUCCAUCCAAUCCUAGCCCAAAUAAUGCAAGCUAUUAUAGUGGUGGGUACAUAACAAAGACUUUUGGUUCCCGUAGCUCUGGCACCAUUGAUGCCAUUCAGCUCGAACUGCCCCAGUGGGUCAGGGCAGCUGAAGAGCGUCACAGAUUUUGUAAAGCAUUGGCAAGGGCUGUAAUGAAAUUCUGGCAAACUAACUACUGCAGCCAGCAAAAACACAAACUUCUGCCAUGCUGACAGCCUCUUGGCUGUCCUGUUAAGAUACCUUUCCUUAAUAGAGUAGUGAUCUGAAACAAUCAAAACACUCAUUCACCUGGAACAUUUAAGUGCAAUAUAAUUGUGGAUGCUGGUAGAAAGAAACCAUCCUGCAAAGGAAUGCAUCAACAUAGAGGAAAUCCACAGUUAAUACCAACAAAUCCAACCCAAAAAAUAACACCUUUGUACUAGACCCAGCACUGAAAUGUCUGCUGUAAGAUGAGUGGGUGCAAGCAUCACUUGCCUGUGCUUUAUUUCUUUCCAGUCUCAUGAUAAGCAACUGAUCUUCUAAUAAAUUCUGUG